UCUCUGCGUUUCUUCUUUCUCUCUUCUUUUCUCUUUCUCUCAUCUUUCUCUUCUCUUCUAGGCGACGAAAAUGGCGAUUUCUUUUCUUCUUCUUCUUUGUGUUUCUCCUCAACGAAACUCCCUCUCGUUGGGUCAUGUCGACGAAGUUACAGACAGCAUCCCCUCUAUCGGUUGGUGUCCUGUACCGAGGAAGACGGUGAGAUCUCUCUCUCGUGGUGGCUCUCGGAUAAGAAGGAAAACGGUGACUGUUGGCAAAUCGAAAGGGGGAUUGAUCAACUGGCAUCAUCGAGGAUAAACCUUGCUCUCUGUCAGACAAAACCCUCAGGAUUGUUGAUAAAGGUAGUCAAGGAGGGGAAGCAUCAAGCGGCUUUGAUGGAGACACGCCUGCAGAGCCAAAAGGAAGACAGAGAUGGACAGCAUCUGAUGAUGUUGUGCUCAUCAGCGCGUGGCUAAACACGAGCAAAGAUCCCGUGGUUAACAACGAGCAAAGAGCAGGCGCAUUUUGGAGAAGAGUUGCUGACUACUAUGCUGCAAGUCAGGAGGCUACUGCAACUCAGAGAGAGCCAAAGAACUGCAAGCAUCGAUGGCACAGAAUCAAUGACGAAGUCUCCAAGUUCUGUGGUGCGUAUGAAGCGGCUACUAGGGAGAAAACAAGUGGGCAAAAUGAGAAUGAUGUACUCAAGAAUGCUCAUCGCAUAUUCCUCGCCAUUAAGAAUAAGAAGUUCACACUGGAACACGCAUGGAAGGAGCUCCGCUACGACCAGAAGUGGUGUGACCUUGGUACUGCUAAGACCGAUGGGAGGUCGAAGAAGAGGAAGUGUGACGACGUUGCAGAAUCAUCUCCCUCGGAAGCUACUGCAAACAAGCGUCCUCCUGGCAUUAAAGCUGCAAAGGCGAGUGGUAAGAAGAAGGUGCAAUCACUGGGCGAGUUUGAGAGUAUGUGGACAAUCAAGCGCGAGGAUUUGAAAAUGAAACAGGGUAACCAUAGGAUGAGUCUGCUUGACAAGCUUAUGGGCAAAAAGGAACCUCUGACAGAGAGUGAGGAAGCCCUCAAGCAGAAGCUCAUCGAUGACAUGAUGUCUCCUUAGGUGAAGAGAGUGUCACAAGAGUGUUGUUGUCUUCUGUCACGAGAGUGACUGUGUGUGUGUGUUGUUGUCGUCUUGUGUCAUGAGAGUGACUGUGUGUGUGUGUUGUUGUCGUCUUGUGUCACGAGAGUGACUGUGUGUGUGUGUUGUUGUCGUCUUGUGUCACGAGAGUGACUGUGUCUUGUGAGGUCACGAGUGUUGUAGUCUAGUGUCUACUGUCUGUCUUGUGAGUUUGUCUGUUGUAGUCGAAUGUUAUAAAUUCAAACAAUAUGAUGAAGUUAUUGUUAUCAUUUCUCUCUAUUUUCAUCUUGUGAGUUUGUGUCUUUUACGUUCUUGUUCUUCUUUGUAAUUCUCAUCAAACUCCAAUCCCAUAAACCAUCCUCAUCAAACUCCAAUCUCAUCAACCAUUCAAACCAAACUUUAAAGCAAACCAAACUUUAAAGCAAACCAAUCUUGUUUAUUUCAAGAUUAUUUUUUCUAGAUUCUCAAAUCUACAUAAUAAAAUGUCUAUUUUAUGAUUAAUUUGUAAUUAAGUAAAACACUAAUGUUUGUUUAUUUCAAGAUUAUUUAAGUUUGCAUAUUUUGUUUAAAGAUUCUCAAAUCUACAUAAUAAAAUGUCUAUUUUAUGAUUAAUUUGUAAUUAAGUAAAAUACUAAUGUUUGUCUAUUUUUUUUUGAAGAUUCUCAAAAAUCACAUGGCGUCUUCUUCUCAUAACGAUGUUGAGGGUGAUAUGGAUGAAGCUUUCGAUGAUUAUUUUGAUCAAUAUUUUGAUCAAGCAUUCGAGAAUUUGGUGGAUGCUUACGGUGAUCAACAAGACGGAGAGAAGACAAGAAAAAAAAGAGUUUUUAUCGAAAGAAACCGUGAAGAAGGCCACCGCCAGUUAUGGAAUGAUUACUUCAGUGAGACUCCCACAUAUGAAGAAAAUCUAUUCCGACGACGAUUUAGAAUGAGCAGACCAUUGUUCAUGCAUAUUGUUACUCGCCUCUCCAAUGAAGUUGAAUUCUUUCGUCAGAAGAAAGACGUUACCGGAAGGUCUGGUCUCUCUGCACUUCAAAAGUGUACAGCAGCUAUUCGUGUGUUGGCAUAUGGUUCUGCGCUCGAUGCGGUAGACGAAUACAUCCGGCUUGCCGCAACCACUGCUCGGUUAUGUGUGGAGAAUUUUGUGGAAGGAAUAAUUCAAUUGUUCGGCGAUGAGUAUCUAAGAAGACCAACACCGGAUGAUCUUCAACGUCUACUUUAUAUUGGAGAGCACCGUGGAUUUCCCGGGAUGAUAGGAAGCAUCGACUGUAUGCAUUGGGAGUGGAAGAAUUGUCCCGGCGCUUGGAAAGGGCAAUUUUCUCGAGGUUCGGAUAAACCAACUAUCGUUUUAGAGGCGGUUGCUUCAUAUGAUCUCUGGAUAUGGCAUGCGUUUUUUGGAUCUCCAGGUACCUUCAAUGAUAUCAAUGUUCUUGAUCGCUCACCUGUUUUUGAUGACAUAAUAUAUGGUCGAGCUCCGCAAGUGAAUUUCUCGGUGAACGGAAAUCCUUAUUCAAUGGCUUACUAUCUCACUGAUGGUAUUUAUCCGAAGUGGUCAACUUUUAUCCAAUCUAUUUCACUGCCACAAGGUCCGAAAGCAGCUUUAUUUGCUCACUUUCAAGAAGCUACGAGAAAAGAUGUCGAGCGUGCUUUCGGAGUCUUGCAAGCUCGAUUUGCCAUUGUUAAAAAUCCAGCACGCUGUUGGGAUAAAGACAAGAUCGGGAAGAUUAUGAGAGCAUGUAUCAUACUCCAUAAUAUGAUAAUAGAAAACGAACGAGAUCUACACCCUCAAAUUGAUGUUUCCAGUGUUACCAAUUUCUUUCAAGGAGAAGGCAGCGGAAGUUCACAUAUCGAUCUCACAUUUUCUACAAAUAACCCUUCAAGUAUCCCUGAUGAGAUAGGUGUUCGAAGAAAUAUUCUUGAUAAACAACUGCAUCAACAGCUCAAACGUGAUUUAGUUGAACAUAUAUGGCGUAAAUUUGGGCGUCAUCAAGACAACAACUAAGUUUCGAUCCCUCUAUCAAAUUAUUGUUAUUGUCGUUUAUUUACUAAUCUUUGUUUUUAUGUUUUUAUGUUUUUAUGUUUUUAUUUUAAAAUCUAUGUUUUAAAUAUUAUGCUUAACUUUGUUUUUUUAAAAUAAAAUUGUGUUUAA
Messenger RNA from Raphanus sativus (radish), 3252 nucleotides. RefSeq lists its product as uncharacterized. Bases 1741 to 3105 code for a protein of 454 amino acids. NCBI's taxonomy places the organism in Eukaryota, Viridiplantae, Streptophyta, Magnoliopsida, Brassicales, Brassicaceae. The transcript has 4 exons. The record is from RefSeq and is a predicted model, not a curated record.